Messenger RNA from Poecilia reticulata (guppy), 1210 nucleotides. Its product is annotated as odorant receptor 131-2-like. Gene Ontology annotation, biological process: detection of chemical stimulus involved in sensory perception of smell; G protein-coupled receptor signaling pathway. The record is from RefSeq and is a predicted model, not a curated record. Gene Ontology annotation, cellular component: membrane. Gene Ontology annotation, molecular function: odorant binding; olfactory receptor activity; G protein-coupled receptor activity. NCBI's taxonomy places the organism in Eukaryota, Metazoa, Chordata, Actinopteri, Cyprinodontiformes, Poeciliidae.
UUUAGUUCACAAUUUAGAUGCACAGGUAACACAUCUUUGUGAGAUUUUCUUAAGCAUAUCUAUGUUUAAAAGAUAAAACGUAACAUGUUGAAAUAAUCUAGGUUACAAUUUGGAAAGCAUUGACUUUUGGACGUUUUAAAUUUCCUGUACCAUGUCCUAUGUCUCUCAGACUAACAUCUCUGUUGAGCUGCAAUAUCAGGAGUUUCUGGAAAGAGUGAUCACUUUCACUUUAUGCACAAUCCCAUCCUGUGUGUUUCUCUUCAUUAAUGGAACCAUGUUGUUCACUUUAAGGAGUAAAUCUGUUUUUUGUGACACCUGUCGUUAUAUUCUCCUGUUUAACCUCCUAAUAGCAGAUACUGCACAGUUAGCAGUAUGUCAAGUUCUGUUUCUACUUUCUGUUUGUCGAAUUACACUAACAUAUCCGGUUUGUGGMAUGCUAACUGUUUUUGCAAAUAUCACAAAUGUAAUCUCUCCUCUAACGCUGAUGGUGAUGUCUCUGGAGCAGUAUGUAGCUGUCUGCCUCCCUUUGAGRCAUGCUAUGAUCGUCACCAUCAGAAACACGAGACUGGCAAUUAUUGCAGUUUGGACUUCCAGUUCAUUACAUAAUAUUUUUCGUGUUAUAUUGCUGUUGRAUUUUCCUUUUAAAGACCUAGAUAGUCUACAAAUGACAAAUUUAUGCAAUGAAUUCAAUAUGCUGCUUGGAUCGAGGUCUAAAAUGUAUGAUAAUGCUUUCACUGGGCUCCUGUUUGCUUCAGCAGCCAUGGCAAUCAUUUCUUCCUACGUUGGUGUAAUAAUAGCAGCCAGGUCAGCAUCUACAGGAAAAGCUUCAGCCUUGAAGGCUCGUAAAACACUGAUGCUACAUUUGGUGCAAUUAUGCCUCAGUUUGUCCUCAACUAUUUACAACCCAAUGCUUAUAGCUCUUAUAAAAAUAGUUCAAACUGUUGUGUUUAUACGGUUACAUAAAUUUCUGUAUAUAUUAAUGAUUAUAUUCCCCAGAUGCUUGAGUUCUUUAAUUUAUGGUCUUAGAGAUCAUACUAUCAGAUCUAUGCUUUUGGGCCAUCUAGACUGUCAACUAAAACAUAAAGCUGUUGCAGUCAGUGGUUGAAAAGUUUAGCUUUUGUCAAGGUCUUCAUGAAYGAAUGAAUGAAUGUAUGAUGUACAGUUUUCAUAUCUCAAAUGUAGGAACAAUUAUGUUAAAAGGUUUUUAAGA